UCAAGUUAAACAAAGUUGGCAUCCACACUUCCUUGCCUUGAAUUUCAAAAGAAGAUGGAGCGUGAAGCGCGUACGCUAGCCACGCAUUAUUUCUACAUAGUAACUCAGUGCGAACAAAAUUGUAACAGUUUAAUAGAUGAUAAACGCAGAGUGAGUGUGUUUUGGAACAUUGUAUGACAUCGUAACGUUAGAAUUCAAAACGAAUUCGACGCUAUUAUUUUGGAGGGUACGCUCAUAACAUCCGGGCAUGUACCAGCCGUCUCUUUCUUACUUUGGCCAGUAAAUAAUUUGGCGGAGUCAAGCAUGCGGCGGUGGCGUCUAAAGCUCAACAUUUUGAUUAGUGGCGAUUAAUCAAUGCACCUUAUUGAUCACACUCUACUCGGCACGGAGAAUCGAACGCGCACGAAGCCCCCCGCACACGCAGCGGUUUGUUCCGUUUAGCUCGCUAGCUUGCUAACAUUAGCAGACAACAGCCGCCCUGUGGCUGCCAACAAACCUGAACGCGAUGUCAUUGGUGGACUUGGGCAAGCGUCUGCUGGAGGCGGCGCGUAAAGGUCUGGACGACGAGGUGAGGAACCUGAUGGCCAACGGCGCUCCGUUCACCACGGACUGGCUGGGGACGUCCCCCCUUCAUCUGGCCGCCCAGCACGGCCACUACUCCACCGCGGACGUCCUGCUGCGAGCGGGCGUCAGUCGCGACGCGCGCACCAAAGUGGACCGGACACCUCUGCACAUGGCCGCCGCCGAGGGCCACACCAUCAUCGUGGAGCUGCUAGUCAGGAGCGGCGCCGACAUCAACGCCAAAGACAUGCUGAAGAUGACGGCGCUGCACUGGGCGGCGCAGCACGGCCACCACGGCGUGGUGGAGACGCUCAUCAAGCACGGCGCCGACGUGCACGCGCUCAGCAAGUUCGACAAGACGCCCUUCGACAUCGCCGUCGACAUCCAGAACACGGAACUCAUGCUGUUGCUGCAGGAGGGCAUGCAGAACCAAGUGAAUAUGAACCAGGUGAGCAUGGAGUCCAGCAACACCAGCAACCAGCCGCAGUUCAUCAUCCAGGGCAUUCCGUCCAUUCAGGGAGGGGUUGUCAACCUGGCGGACCUGCUCAACAAGGCCAGCAUGGGAGAAUCUGAGGAAGCGAUGGCUGCCAACGCUCUGGACAGCAACAUCCAGCACACCGCCGUGGUCAAUGAGGGAGGUCAGAGGGUCAUCACCAUUGUAACGGACCAACAUGGCAACCUGCAGACCACCGGGGGGAUGUCGCAGCCCUUUUUCGUCACCAUGCAGCAUGGGCAGCAAAUGCUGGCGGUGCCCGCCAACACGGUGACGGAGGAGGUGGUGGCGGAGGAGUCGCAGGCGCCGCCCUCCAGGAAGAGGAAGUUGGAGGUGGCCAAUAAUCACAACGACACAGGAGAGACGGAGCUGCUGCAGAGGCAGCUGCAGGAGGCCAAAAGGAAGGCCCAGGAGUACCGGCAGCAGCUGAUGCGCAAGGAGCAGGAGGCCGAGGAGUACCGCAUCAAACUGGAGGCCAUGGCCCAGAGCCAGGCGGGCGCCGGCGCCAACGUAAGCCCAGAGGAGGUGGUGGGCGGCGACGAGGAUGAGGUCGCGGCGGUGAGCGUGGUGGAGGACGAGGGCGAGAUGGUUGUGCUGCAGGAGGGGGGCAUCAUCAUGGAGGGCGACGGGGGCCGCGUCACGCUGUUGGAGACUGGGGUAGAACCCGCGGGUGCCAGCUCAUAACGCAACCGAAAGGGACCACGGGGAAGAUGUCUUAACACGGGACUGACGUGGCGCCGUCUUUCCAGCGGUUUUUGUUCAAAAUCGUGUCAAGUAACCACACGGGAUCAUUGAUGGCGCUAAGUUUCCUCCUUGACCGCAUCCGGCCACUUAGACUUCCCUGCCUUCCCUGUGUUGUUCUUCACUUCCUUGUUGUCAACUUUUUUUUUUUUUUAUCACAUACUUCCUUCUUGGAAGGUUUUGGGGAUAAAAGUACCACACUCAACUCUCUGCCAAACCGUGACCGUGGAAAGGAUUUCCCACCUGAUUGACAUUAUUUAGUAGUUAGUUUAUCAAUAAGUGAAUAUCACAACAAUUCAUCCAAAUCUGUUACAUUCAAGCCUUAGUCCUCUUUAUUCAGAAAACUCACGUCAUAUCAACAUCUGGUUAUUAUCGACUCCGAUUAAACAGUGUUAGAAAUUGGUAACUGUAAAAACGGGAAUGAAAACAGAAAGCGACACAUUUGUACUUUUUCAUGACAUUGUUGCUUAUUGGGAAUUCAUUUGCAGUGAGAAUAUCAUUGGGAUACAAGUACCACAGUUCUCUUUGCCAAACUGUGACUGUGGAGGACAUGUCCCACCUGAAGUAAAUUGUUCAAUCCUGUGCAUCACGUCUUGAGGAUUUUAUUUUUUUCAGGUUAUUGUGCAAACAUUGGCAACCAACGUGAACAUUGUUGCAGUCAUUGAAUGCGGUUGUUCUCUAUUGUUGACAGUGAACGGAUGUAUUGCUGACGAGUGAACUGCUGUUGAGGAGAACAUUUUUCUGUUGUUGUUCCCAAUUGCAUUUUCCAGUUUUCAAACUUGAUUAUUGGAUCCCUGGAGAUGAAAUAUUUUCUUCUUGUGUGAAAUGUGCAGCAGAAUUUCAUAUUUUGUCCUUCCCGGCCCAUCUUCAUCUGUUCUGUGAGUUGCGUGUGUGUGUGUUUUUUUUUUUUUUUUCCUCCUUGACUCAACAGCCUUUUUCAAUGUACAUAUAAAGUUGUAUUUUUUUAACUGUACUUGACUGCUUCACCAUGUUGAUGAUAGCAAUGCUAAUCUGAUGAAUAUAAACACUUGUUUACUUCA
Molecule: messenger RNA, 2835 nt
Organism: Phyllopteryx taeniolatus (common seadragon)
Lineage: Eukaryota; Metazoa; Chordata; Actinopteri; Syngnathiformes; Syngnathidae
Gene: gabpb2a
Product: GA binding protein transcription factor subunit beta 2a
Exons: 8
Coding region: 506-1738 (410 amino acids)
Biological process (GO): positive regulation of transcription by RNA polymerase II
Cellular component (GO): nucleus
Molecular function (GO): protein binding; transcription cis-regulatory region binding
Source: RefSeq, a predicted model, not a curated record